AUGCCAGCAACAACAACAGCAACACCAGUUGUACUUCAAGAAACGCAACAAAUUCCAUUGCAAUCAUCAUCACGUUAUUAUAUGUUACAAUCGGCGCCUAUUAUUCCAGCCGUACCAAUUCUUAAUACAACAUAUGUUUAUCCACGAUACGGUUUCGUACCAAAACCAGUUGAAACAUCUGUUACAAAAGAGGAAAUUGAAAAAUCGCAACCAACACAAAUAUUUGAAGGUCUAUUGUUUUCUUCUUGUUCUACUUCACGUAUUCAUUCUAACAAAGUUGUUUUCUUUUUUCGUAUUUAUUUUAUAGUUGCACAGCCUGUUCAACAUGUCGUACAUCAUCAUGUUCAACCAUGUACAAUAAAAACAUGUCCUGGUUAUUGUGAAUUAUGUUAUCCAUGGACAGAACAUUCAACACACCAACAUAUACAAUCACGAUCACCAUCACCAAGAACUCAUGAACAUCAAUAUCGACAAUCUCGUCGUGAUGGAUUUGAACGUGAUGAAUUUGACCAAACAUAUCCAUCAAAAAAUGAAACAAUUGAUGAAAAAAUUGAACGUAUUCGACGUGAAUUACGUGAUAGUUCAUCACAAACACAUGAUAAAACAACUGAAACUACUAAUAAUUAUCAAUCAUCACCAAUUAUUGAACAUCAUAUACAUCAUAGACCACGCUCAACUUCACGUCCACGUAGUGCAUCAUCAACACGUGAACCAUGGCGUUCAUCAAAUCAAAAUGAUUAUCCAUGGCGAGAUACACAUUUACCAGCUUAUCGUGAAGCAACAUUAGCACGUGCUCAAACACCUGUUAAUGAAACUCGUACAUGGAAAGAAACAGCCCAUGAACGUAGUCAUCAAAAUACGCAGAAUGCAACAACAUAUCAUAGUAAAAAAGAUUAUGUUUAUCGACCAAAAUCUGAAACCGAAGCACGUAAAUGGUAUGUACAAUCAACAGGUAAAGAUCCUGAUCGUGAAGUACAUCAAGCAUUACGUGGUGGUACAACAACAUAUAAAUAUAAUGAAUCACAAAAAUCUUAUUAUGAUAAACAUCAAAGUAAAACUUAUGAUCAUUCAUUUUAUUCGGAUGUACCAACAACAAGUAAAACACAUACAUUAAGAAAAAUUGAUUCAACACAACAUCAUAAUUUAUAUGCAUGUAAUGAACCAUGUUUACAUGUUGUACCUAAAAAUGGUAGUACAUCAGAUCCACCUUAUAUGAAAAUUCUUAAUGCACCAGUAACAUAUAUUCACUAA
Molecule: messenger RNA, 1251 nt
Organism: Rotaria sp. Silwood1
Lineage: Eukaryota; Metazoa; Rotifera; Eurotatoria; Philodinida; Philodinidae
Source: the annotation of a GenBank genome assembly